Leguminivora glycinivorella is the source of this 1719-nucleotide messenger RNA. Its product is annotated as facilitated trehalose transporter Tret1-like. The coding region runs from base 111 to 1493 and encodes 460 amino acids. Gene Ontology annotation, biological process: transmembrane transport. The record is from RefSeq and is a predicted model, not a curated record. Gene Ontology annotation, cellular component: membrane. NCBI's taxonomy places the organism in Eukaryota, Metazoa, Arthropoda, Insecta, Lepidoptera, Tortricidae. Gene Ontology annotation, molecular function: transmembrane transporter activity. The transcript has 8 exons.
UGUUUUACAUCAGUAAACAAGUUGUUUAAAACAUUCAUUUAUAUGUUAUAAAAAAUAUUAUAUUCGCGACCAUUUAGUGAGUUCGUGGUGGAUAAAAAAAUUGAAAAAAGAUGGAAAAGAAAAUAGAAAAUGAAAAGAGGAAGGUCACACGUGUAUGCAAUGGAUUUCUGGUGUUGUUGGUAGCAAACUCGACUCUCUUCACGUACGGGCUACAGGCGGGCUGGUUGUCCCCCUCCGCCAAGGUCCUUCAAUCCAGUUCCUCUCCCACGGGGGCUCCGCUGACAGACAACACCCUGGGCUGGGUCGCCAGCCUCAUGCCUAUCACUGCGGCGUGCACUGUUCCACUGUUCUCCAUACUCGCGGACAGGAUCGGGAGAAAGAAGAGUAUUUUGCUGAUGACUGUGCCGCAAUUUGGUUGCUGGCUUCUCAAACUCUUCGCCACAAACCUGACGUACCUGAUUAUAGCCCGGAUAUGCUACGGGCUGGCCGCUGCUGGUUGCUUUAGUGCUGUCCCCAUCUACAAUAAGGAGAUCGCUCAGGAUAGCAUUAGAGGUCGCAUGGGGUCUAUGCUGAUCUUCUUUCUUAACCUAGGAAUAUUAACAAUAUACGCAUUAGGAGCUUACCUGGAUUACUACACAGUUCUGUACGUGGUGUCUGGGAUACCGGUUCUCACUUUUUUUUGCAUGCUGAAGUGCCCAGAAUCCCCUGGGUACCUGGUGAAGGUUGGCCGGUACGAUGAGGCAGCCGAAAGCUUGUCUUGUCUCAGAUGUCUUCCAGCUGAAGACCUAUCUCUGCAAGGCGAACUCGAAUAUAUGAAGAAACAGGACGAAUAUUACAAGACCCUUCCCAACCUCUCUUUGAUAGUUAUUUUUAAGAACAAAGCCUGGCGCAAGGCCUACCUGAUCUCCACGCUUCUGAUCGCCGUACAAGCGUUAAGCGGCAACUUCGCUCUGGUGACGUACGGAGCGAACAUCGUGUCGUCUGUAGCAGACAUGAACGCUGAGCUGCAGACUCUAAGCUUCCCUACCAUCAUGAUGUUGGGCUCCGUUGUGUCUGUGUGCGUUACGGAGCGGGUUGCAAGGAAGAAAAUCCUGCUAUUCUCGUACGUGGUAUCAGUGCUAUCGCUCGGCACGUUGGCGACCGUGAUGCUGCUGCCGAAGGACACCGUACUGGGCUGGCUGAUGCUGCUGGCCAUCACCGCGUCUAUGUUCGUGUACGCCGUGGGAGUGCUGCCAGGUCCUUAUAUCAUCAUGGCGGAGGUAUUUAACAUUCAGAUCCGAGCAAAGCUUAUGGGUGUAGUAACCUCCCAGGCGUGGCUGAUGUGCUUCACGCAACUGGCGACCUUCGCGCCCAUUAGCGCUGUUCUCGGCAUGUAUACGUACUUUUACAUUUGUGCUGCGAUGAACCUCCUCGGAGUUAUUGUGGUCCUGGUACUUUUGCCUGAGACUCGAGGGAAGAGUAUUGAGGAAGUGGAACUUGAGUUGGCAAAGUAGACACUGUAUGAAAUAAAUAUUUCAGUUCAAUUCGUUUUUCUAAUUUUAUUAAGCUAACGACCUUGGCGCCCAUCAGCGCAGCUCUCGGCAAGUAUACAUACUUCUGCGUUUGCGCUGCGAUGAACCUCCUCGGAGUUGUUGUGGUCCUGGUACUCUUAGUCUGAGACUAGGGGGAAAAGUGUUGAGGAAGUGGAACUUGAGUUGGCGAAGUGAGGACGCUGUAGGA